AUGCCUGCCCAAUAUGAUUCCACAGCCACCCUCUUGGAUGCUACCUGGGUGGCUGUUCUACUAAGCGAACGAGAUGUCGCUGCUCAAAUUCCACUGAACUUUGUGACGAACCCAGCAGUCUCUGUAUCAGCUGCCUGCUUUGGAAACCGCGUCUACGAUCGAACCGCUGCUGCGAAAUGUUUCUCGAACCUCCUAGCCGUCGGAUACCGACGUCUCAUUGUGGAUCUAUAUUGGUCGCCCAGCCGUAGAACCUGGUCUUUUUGCCCGGUAUCUAUUCCAGCAGACCCAGCAGCUGCAGCCAGUGCUCAAGAUUCACACGGGCAUACUCUCUAUUCGCUCGGCCAAUACAAAUGUACAGACGGCCUCGAUCCCUAUACCUUGGCAGAAGUGCUUGUUGGCUAUUUCCGAGACACAAAUUCCCAGUUGACCGUGUACACGGCAUACAUCCUUCUCAAUCUCCAUGUCGCUGCGAGUGACUCUAAACCAGAUGAGCCCGUUCACACCCUCUCAGCAGCUGAAAUGCCAUCGGAAACAGAGCGGGUCGGUUCAAUCAUCGGGACGGCUCUCGGUGACUUCAUCUAUAGCCCGGCUCAGCUUGCCUCAGACCGAAGAAAUCUGAACAAUUCUUGGUAUCGGGUCGAGCCGAGCUAUAUGCCCAUCACGCAGUAUUUCACUGUUCAUGAAGACGAAGCGGGCAUACAGAGCACCCCAGAUGGCUGGCCAUCAUCAAAGUACAUCCAGCUAGCGAAACGUGAUCAUGUACUCAUUGAGUAUGGCUCCGUUGAUCCUCAGCUGGCAAAUUACAAUAUGUCUACUCAAGACAAUCUGGUAUUCCCUCCCGGCCAACUGAGUUCUAAAGUCCCGAUCUCAAUGUCCACCAACGGCACCCUCACCUCGGGCUGUCUGUAUGAGCCUGGGGAUACGCAGGUAUCUCAGACCAACUCAUCAUGGGCAAUGUCAGAUCAUUUGCCUGUUCCUGAGGGCCUUUCUACGGAUGAGACUAUGUCUUCCGUCUCGAAAGUCCUCUCUAACAUCACGGCUUGUGGUCUGUCGCCAAUGCUCAACACCACCCUCUUCGGUCAGACCGCCGACGAGCAAGUCGCAUAUUACCGCAAUAUUUCCCUCUCAAGUUCUUGGGCAUGGGCUAUCGGUGAGCCACACGACGCGCACUACCCUGGCGGCGACGGCGAUCCAAAGUAUGACCGCUGUGCGAUUAUGGACCUUACGCUCGAUGGCCGUUGGCGGUCCACCAAUUGCACUGAACAGCGACACGGUGCCUGUCGAGUCGGUACUUCACCUUUCUCUUGGGUCCUGUCGAAUUCAUCAGCAUAUUUCCGCAACGUGUCGGACACCUGUCCGCCCGGGACGACCUUCGCUGUGCCGCGCACGGGUCUAGAAAACAGUUAUCUCUACAAACACCUUCUCUCUUUACCGAAAAGCCAGGUCGACCCCAGCUCCUCGGACCCCGUCCUUCGAGAGGUCUAUAUAAAUUUCAACUCCCUCGAUGUUACUUCCUGCUGGGUGUCGACUGGCUAUGGGUCGAGAUGUCCUUAUGCCUCCGACCCACAACAACUCGAACGCAAAACUGUGCUGGUUUCUGCGAUUGCGGGUAUCAUCAUCCUCCUCAUCGCUGCCUUGACUUUGUUUGUCAAAUGCAAUGCCAAUCGCCGCAGUUCCCGGCGCAGAAAGCGUGCGAUUGAUGGAUGGGAGUACGAAGGCGUUCCCUCAUGA
This is a messenger RNA of Penicillium bovifimosum, 1731 nucleotides long. Its product is annotated as Lectin C-type domain protein. The transcript has 2 exons. The record is from RefSeq and is a predicted model, not a curated record. Bases 1 to 1731 code for a protein of 576 amino acids. Lineage: Eukaryota; Fungi; Ascomycota; Eurotiomycetes; Eurotiales; Aspergillaceae.